AUGAUGUGUAAUACUUUAACAGUACGAGUACAUAAAACCGUUGAGGUGUUCGACUUCAUAUUUCCUGGUACAAAAUGGUGCGGUAAAGGGGACAGAGCGAAGAGCUACGAGGACCUGGGCUCAGCGCGCGAGACUGAUAUGUGCUGUCGGGAGCACGACCACUGCACUGACCUCAUACUCGCCGGGGAGACCAAGCACGGCCUCACCAACGACGCCUUCUACACCAGGUUGAACUGUAAAUGUGACGAGGCAUUCCGGCUGUGUCUGAAUAAAGCUAACACGAAGACGUCGCGCAGAAUCGGCAAGAUAUACUUCAACGCGCUCGGCACCAAGUGCUACAGACGAGACUACCCUGUCUUAGGCUGCAACACUUACGGAGGAUUAUUCAGAAAGAAAUGUUUGGAGUACGAUUACGACACGAGGAGCGAACAGAUCUACCAGUGGUUCGACGUCAGGAACUAUGCCAACUGAUGAUCUGGACACACUGAACACCUUCCCGGAUGCAGCCCAUAGUUAUUAUAAUAUUAAUGUGAUACCAUUGUUCCUAUAGUUUGUAAUUUUAGUUAAGAAUUAGGAAGUAUUUUAAAUUAACCAACUGAUUUGAUAAUAUCAUAUGUAGGUAAUUAAUAAAUAUUGUUUUUUUAAAGGAAGAUAUCAAUCAGCUGUAAACUAUUGUUUAACUUUGAUUUAAAAUAAUUUCCAUACAUUUCUUUAUUGUAGUGUAAUGCAAAAAUGUUGUAACCUCCGAUUCAUGACGUAAUUUAUUAAAAAAAAUAAUAGAAAUAAAUGAAAUUUAUUAAAACUUUCCUACGUUUUAUUCGAGAAAUUCACACGACAUUUUAGGCUCAGGAAUGCAAAUUUAAUGAAAAAGUCUACAAAAUACAUAUCAUUAUUAGCAACUUAAUGAACACUUAAAGCUUUGACUCCGGGCCUUAAAUAUCAUGAUGGGUGGCAUUCUAGUCUAUGGGACCUUGUCCCUUGACCUUGAAAAUAUGAAUAUAAAUUAAAAUAAGACAUGACUUGAAGGUCUCAGUUACCAGGUCAUAAAAUCCCUUAAAAAAAUGCCUCUAUUCUACAAGCGGCAAUAGCUAAUGUUCUAGAAUCAUGCUAACAUAGUAUAUAAAUUCUGACAUAUUAUUAUAUAACGUACCUCACUCACCACCACAAUUAAAUCAGAUUGAUUUAACUAACUAACGUUACUUACAAUAAUGAUAAUAUAAACUUCACACAGCUAACACAAAUGAGCAAGCAAUAAAUAUAAACAUCGAAUGUUAAUGACCUUAAGUUUGCCAAGGUGACAUUUCGUCCCAGCGAUUUUAAUUUAAACUACUUUUUCGUUUUAAACUCCUUCACUUACGUAUAGUUUAUAUGUAUGUUAAAUUAAAUCACAUUUUGUAUACUUAGAUUUUCAUUUUAUUCAUCUAUCUUCAGAGUAUAAUUAAAUUAUUUAAAUUCUCAAAGUAAUCUCAGUUAAUUGUUAACAUCCUUUUUUCCUCAUUGAUCAAACAAAUAUUAAAAAAUUACUUAAUUCUUUUUUAAACAAUAACACAAUCGAUUCUACAAUAAAAUAAGUUCUUUUUAAUUAUUUAUAUAUUUCUUAUACAACACAUAAAAUAAUAUUGAGUUAUAAUUUAUUCUUUUCUCUUAAUAGCCUAGUCAACGAGUGCCAUUUGGACCAACUUUUUUCAGCAGUCUU
Messenger RNA from Bombyx mandarina (wild silkworm), 1696 nucleotides. Its product is annotated as phospholipase A2-like. Gene Ontology annotation, biological process: arachidonate secretion; phospholipid metabolic process. NCBI's taxonomy places the organism in Eukaryota, Metazoa, Arthropoda, Insecta, Lepidoptera, Bombycidae. Gene Ontology annotation, molecular function: A2-type glycerophospholipase activity. The record is from RefSeq and is a predicted model, not a curated record.